Messenger RNA from Ectocarpus sp. CCAP 1310/34, 2739 nucleotides. The record is from the annotation of a GenBank genome assembly. NCBI's taxonomy places the organism in Eukaryota, Phaeophyceae, Ectocarpales, Ectocarpaceae.
AUGCCUGACCCUCACGAAGCCAACUGGGCCCAGAUCGCUGGCGAUCGCGUGCAGAACUACGCAAUACCAGACGGAGGCGGGGCAGCCAACCCGCUCUUCUCUCCGAGGAUGGGAAUGGCGUUAACGACCACCAACACUACCCCGGCUAUAUCAAAUUCCAUCCAGCGCCUCAAGGACUCGACAAACGACUGGGGCUACCUCUACGUGAUGGGAGGAGAUAGCUUCGUCAAGACGACCGACGAAGACGCCGGCGAGCGCGGUGGGGGAUACACCAACGACGUUUGGGUCACGGAGGGCUCCGGGUGGGAGAUAUACUCGGAGGGGAGCAAGCCGAUGAUCAAAUCCACCAUGGAAUGGGACGAGGUUAACCCCGGUCGACUGCCGCCUGCCGGUGUGACCUACGAGGACUGGAUCAUAUGCCAGGACGGACUGCGACACCGCCUCACCGAUCCAACGGUGUGCGACGACACCUCCACUGCUCCCGGGAUCUACACCGCCGAGAACAUGUGGUCCCCGCGGCGAAACCACCGGGCGGUCACCCUGGACGAGCGCGUGCUGGUCCUCGGCGGCCGAGCGCGCGAGAUCGCCGACAUCCCCCGAGACCGCACUGUUGGGGGCAUCCUCGCCCCGCGGAUCGAGCCGGACCCGUUCUACAGCACCUGGCGCGAGCCCUCGGUGCUCAAGAACGACGUCUGGGCUUCGGACGACGAGGGGAGUACGUGGUUCCUGGUGAACCCGGGGUGCCAGGCCCCGCAGGCGGAGGACGUCCUGGCCGGGAACGAGGCCCAGGGCAAGGCCGGCGUGCUCGCCAACAAGUGCUCCGCGGACGACGACUGCUACGGUGUUGGGGUGUGCGUGGACACCCGCGGGGACGGCAGGCACUUCACGUGCGUGUGCCCGAUGUGGUCGCCCCGGGAGCUCCACGCCGCGGCCGUCCACGACGGGAGCGUCUACGUAGUCGGCGGCUUCGUCAGCGUUCGGAGGUCCAGCUGCGGAGACUACGCCUGCGGCGACGUCGACGCCGGGGCGUACCGGGGCUACAAGUCGGACAUCUGGCGCAGCUCCGACGGGGUAGCCUGGGACGCGGUGACCCUCGAGGCCGGCUGGCAGGGGCGGGGCGACCACGGGCUGUUCGUCUACUCGGACAGGAUGUACAUCGUGGGAGGGGCCGCAGACGGGGGGGACGGCCGGGUGAGCUUCAUGAACGACGUUUGGUACGCCGAUCUCCCGGAGAGCGGGAGUGGUGGCACGGACAUGUCGUCCUGGAACACGAGCGCCGCCUCUUCAGCGGCCUGGUCGGGACGCGCCGGGCACCAGGUCGUGUUGGAGGUACCGGCGGCCAUCAACGCCUUCUCACCGCGGGUGUACGUUAUCGGGGGCCACAACCACGCAGGAAUCCUCAAGGAUACCUGGAGCUGGGACGUGAGCGAGGAGACUUCUGCCGGAGCGGCGUGGGCCAAGGACUACUCCGCGGAGCAGCCGUACCGCACGGCGGCGGCCACCACCACGGGCUUCGUCCCGGGCCCGCCGCCGCAGAUGUUCUACGUCGACGGAGACAGCCACGUCGACCUGCUGAGGAAGGCCUUCCUGCCCACCUGGGCGCCGUUCGAGCUGGGGUCGGUGGAGGCGGACCUGCGGCCGCUCGUUACGGACGAGGAGGCCCUGAUGCUCGUGGAGGCCGGGGUGAACACCAUCUCGGAGCUCGUGGCCGCCGACAAGUACACAAUUCUUAAGCUCCGGGGCUACGACGUGCCGCAGGUCCCUCUGGAGGACCGACUUUCAGUCCUUCACAUCUGUGAUCUGCGUAAUCUGGCCGUGUCUCUGGUGGAGAAGUGCGCUGUGGACCCAGACGCUGAUAAGUACAACGGGGAGGAUGGCCAACCGUGGAAUGUCGAACCCGUGUUUUCGGAAGGGAAACCAAUAACACAAAACGCCCAGUGGUACGGGGUCGACUAUACAGUCGCCGAAGUGGAAGAGGACGAAGAGAAUGACUUGACCGAGCUGAUAGAGACCUGGGACGGCUGCACGUACGUGGAGGCGCUCGGGGUGUCGCCCAACGUUCCGGGCAUAGGGGAAGUCUCUCAGGUGGAGACCACGACGGACAUGUCCCAGGCGCUAGGAGGACUCCGCUGCAAGAUCAACCCCGGUCCCCGGACCCACGCGGCGUCGGUGUACUUCAAGCAGAAGCUGGUUCUUCUCGGGGGUAGGUCGGGCGAAGACGAGCUCAAGAACGACGCCUGGUACCGCGACGACCGCACCCCGACGGCGUUCGUCGCGAGCGGGCCCUCCAGCUACACGUCGGGAAGCGACUUCGACUUCACGUGUGACGAAGAGGUUUGCUACUACGAGGUUCGGGUGUUCGACGGGGACGAGAGCUUAGAGGUGGUAGCGUGGACAGAUCGCGUGGAAUCGGCGGACGUCUCCUUCCUUAACCGGUGGAGGGGGGGUCCGGGCACGGGGGAGUACAUCCUGUACGUCAGGGCCGUCGAUGCCGCGGGGAAUGCUGAUUUCAGCUACCGUGAAACACUCAAUAUGCACACUUGGACGUACGUGUCUCCCCUGCCGUGGAGGAUCAUCGUGCCCGUCUUCUUCAGCGGCGUGUUCUUGAUACUCUUCCUCUACGUCGAGUACCGCAGAAGGAAGAAGAAGAGGGCCAUGGAGAGGGUAUCCGUCGAUCGACUUUUACCUGAAUCGGUACACCUUCGCACUAAGUCCUUCAUUGAAUUUAUUCUGAGAUAG